AGUGUUGUGUGUGUGUGCGUCUCUCGCUCGCUCGGUCUCUCUCGCCGGCUGACAGCGGCUGACAUCGACAGCAGCGAGUUUUAUUGUGUUUAUUCAAUUCGUAUUGUUUUCUUUUUUUUUUUCUUCUUUCUUUUAUUUUUCUUUCUCGUACGAACGUAUCGAGGUGUUCGUGUGACGUCAUCGGAUCAUGGGUUUUGGCGGGAAAGAUCUGACCCUGGGCAACAUGAAGGCGCUGAUCCUGGUGGGCGGGUUCGGCACGCGGCUGCGGCCCCUCACGCUGAGCCGGCCGAAGCCCUUGGUGGAGUUCGCCAACAAGCCCAUCGUGCUGCACCAGAUCGAGGCGCUGGUGGCCGCCGGCGUGACGCAGGUGGUGCUCGCCGUGUCCUACCACGCCGAGCAGAUGGAGCAGGAGCUGGCGCAGGAGGCCCAGAAGCUGGGCAUCGAGAUCACGUUCUCGCUGGAGGAAGAGCCGCUGGGCACGGCCGGACCCAUCAAGCUGGCGCAGUCCACCCUGGCCUCCAACGACGAGCCCUUCUUCGUGCUCAACUCCGACGUCAUCUGCGACUUCCCCUUCGCGCAGAUGGUCCAGUUCCACAAGCAGCACGGCAGGGAGGGCACCAUCAUGGUGACGAAGGUGGAGGAGCCUUCUAAAUAUGGUGUGGUGAUUUACGAUGACUCUGGAAAGAUUGACAGAUUCGUUGAAAAGCCACAGGAGUUCGUUUCCAACAAGAUCAACGCAGGAAUGUACAUCUUCAACCCGUCAGUUUUAAAGAGGAUAGAGUGCCGCCCCAUGAGCAUUGAGAAGGAGGUGUUCCCCUACAUGGCUGAGGAGGGCCAGCUGUAUGCACAAGAGCUCCAGGGCUUCUGGAUGGACAUUGGACAACCAAAGGACUUCUUGACUGGCAUGUGCCUCUACCUCAACUCUUGCAAGAUUAAUAAUAGUGCCAAGCUCUGUAAAGCCCCAGGUAUUGUUGGCAAUGUCCUUGUAGACCCUUCAGCCAAAAUUGGGAAGAAUUGUCGCAUUGGCCCCAAUGUGACUAUAGGGCCUGAUGUAGUGAUUGAGGAUGGAGCCUGUAUCAAGCGUUGCACAAUCCUUAGAGGAGCCACCAUAAAGUCACACACAUGGCUUGAGAACUGCAUUAUUGGGUGGAAAUGUAUUGUUGGGAAAUGGGUGCGCAUGGAGAAUGUUUCUGUACUGGGUGAAGAUGUGAUUGUCAAGGACGAACUUUAUGUCAAUGGCGGAAUGGUGCUUCCACACAAGAGCAUAGCAGCCUCAGUCUUAGAGCCCAAGAUUAUCAUGUGAAACACGCACUGGUGGGAAUGGGUGUGCUAUUUAUAUGCGAAUCCUUUUUGCCUUACUUGUAAGAUCAGUCGUCAGGUUUAAUACUUUUAUUGUGCAUUGUUUAAUUUUUUUUGUUUUUGUUUUUGUUUUUACUCCAUUUACUUUUUUUCUCUCUUCAUUCAUACUCUACAUAGAAUUAUGAUUUAUUUUCUAUAAUAUAUUUAUAUACAUGUAAUUUAUAUGUAUUUCUGCCUUUACAAAUUGAAGUUGUGAGCAGUCUGUGAAGCAAUAUUGAGUGUAGGGAGUGGGUGUGUUUCCUUCACAACUACAAUAGAGCAAAUUUUGGUGUCUUCUGGUUGGUCUCAGGCUGAGUGUUCUGCUGUAUAUUGUAUAAAGAUGAAUUAAUUAACUGAAGAUUAAUAGAAAUUCCUGUUCUUAAAAAGGAAAAAGGUAUAAAACAAUUUUUAAAAAACUAAGAAUGCUAAUUCCAGCAUUUUCAGGCACAUUUCUUACCAUAUGGAUAUGAACUAUAUGUGUGACUUUAUACAAGUGAAUUAGCAGCUAGAGUAAAGGUUAAAUAUUGUUGACAUUUUAUGAAUUUUGAAAGAAAGAAAAGACAUAUUUUACUUCAUUUUAGAACUGUUUCAAGGUACAAA
Messenger RNA from Penaeus monodon (black tiger shrimp), 1938 nucleotides. It is a transcript of the gene Gmppb, whose product is annotated as mannose-1-phosphate guanyltransferase beta-like. The record is from RefSeq and is a predicted model, not a curated record. Gene Ontology annotation, biological process: cell wall mannoprotein biosynthetic process; GDP-mannose biosynthetic process. NCBI's taxonomy places the organism in Eukaryota, Metazoa, Arthropoda, Malacostraca, Decapoda, Penaeidae. Gene Ontology annotation, cellular component: cytoplasm. Gene Ontology annotation, molecular function: mannose-1-phosphate guanylyltransferase (GTP) activity; GTP binding.